GCCGACGAAGUUAGAUAUAAUAAUAACAUCUAUAUGUGAUGGAAGAAGUUGCUCUUUGCAAUAUUAUUUGGUGAGCAUUUCUUGAAUUUAAUAUCUCUUCCUUCACACUCUAUCGAUUGCCCUAUCUUAAUAGCGUAUGCUAAUAACUGUUUUGAGGUGAAGAAGGGAUGGUAGUGAGAUUGGGAAGGAGGAGUGAUGUCUCGAGGAGUAGGAGAUGAAGGAGAGGCAACGUUGGAGUGGGGAAGAAGAUGCAUUGCUACGUUCCUACGUGAGACAGUUCGGUCCUAGAGAAUGGCAUCUAGUCUCUGAGCGUAUGAACAAGCCUUUGAACCGUGACGCUAAGUCUUGUCUUGAACGAUGGAAGAACUAUCUUAAGCCAGGGAUCAAGAAAGGGUCGUUGACCGAGGAAGAGCAGAGGCUCGUGAUACGUUUGCAGGAGAAACACGGCAACAAGUGGAAGAAGAUAGCUGCUGAGGUUCCAGGGAGGACGGCGAAACGGUUAGGGAAGUGGUGGGAAGUGUUUAAGGAGAAGCAACAGAGAGAAGAGAAAGAGAGUAACAAGAGAGUUGAGCCUAUUGACGAGAGUAAGUACGAUAGGAUUCUCGAGAGUUUCGCUGAGAAGCUUGUCAAAGAGAGGUCAGCUAACAGCGUUGGCCCUGUUUCUGUCUCUGUUCCUACGGUCAUGGCUAGUUCAAACGGAGGGUUUCUACAUUCUGAUCAACAAGUUCCUCCUCCUCCUCCUAAUAAUCAUGUGCUCCCGCCUUGGUUAGCUACUUCUAACAACGGGAGCAAUGUUGUUGCUAGACCUCCCUCGGUGACUCUUACUCUAUCGCCUUCCACCGGGGCUGCAGCUUCUCCACAACAGCCUAUCCCAUGGCUGCAGCAGCAGCCUGAGGCCAGCUCUGGAGGUCUUGUGUUAGGUAGUAUGGUACCGUCUUGUAGCGGUAGUAAUGAGACUGUGUUCAUGUCAGAGCUUGUGGAGUGUCGUAGAGAGUUGGAGGAAGGGCACAGAGCUUGGGCAGAGCAUAAGAAGGAGGCGGCCUGGAGGCUGAGGAGAUUAGAGCUGCAGCUAGAGUCAGAGAAGACAAGUAGACAAAGGGAGAAGACGGAAGAGAUUGAAGCAAAGAUGAAGGCUCUGAGGGAAGAGCAGAAGAUUGCAAUGGAGAAGAUUGAAGGAGAGUAUAGAGAACAGCUUGUUGGGUUGAGGAGAGACGCCGAGGCCAAGGACCAGAAACUUGCUGAUCAAUGGACCUCUAAGCAUAUCAGACUCACUAAGUUUCUUGAACAACACAUGAGCUGCAGGCAGAGACUAUUAUGAUCUCUUGUCCUCUUUCUUUUGUAAUUGUAAUGUAAAAUAAGCUAUUUUUUUCAUCAUUUGAUUUCUCCAAUUUUAAUCAGACUUUUGGUUUUGCUUAACUCAGCUUUUAUUGUAUGUGUUGGUUCUCUUCUUUAAUUAUUUGGAAUUUCCAAUGUUUUUUCUCAA
Raphanus sativus (radish) is the source of this 1483-nucleotide messenger RNA. RefSeq names its product transcription factor AS1. Lineage: Eukaryota; Viridiplantae; Streptophyta; Magnoliopsida; Brassicales; Brassicaceae. The record is from RefSeq and is a predicted model, not a curated record. The coding region runs from base 215 to 1318 and encodes 367 amino acids. The transcript is spliced from 2 exons.